GUCCAGCAUUGCCCGGCGCCCCGCCUGCGCGCUCCCUCCGGUUCUCCUUCGCCGGCCCUGGGCGCGGGGUUGGGGGUGCACUGAGACCUCGGUCCGCCGGAAUCCCACACGCCGUCCCCAAUUGCCACCCCCAAAGCCGACAGACCCGCACCCCUUUAAAACCUCUUCAAUGUCCAAGACGCCGCCACAGUGUGCCCGGCUCCUCGGGGAUGCCGCAGGGCUCAGUGCAUCCAUUUCCAUGUGGGAACCGAGAGCCUUCUCUAGCCACGCGAACAAUCUACUUUGGGAAGUGAAGAAUGGAAUCCUUGGGAAGGAGAUGAGAAAAAUGAGCAACAACACAGAUUUAAAACUAGUCUCCAAAUAUUAAAUAAGUCCAUGAAAGGGAAAACAGACUUCCGAGUACAAAUCUGGGGCAAAGCUGCCAUUGGUUUGUAUCUCUGGGAGCAUAUUUUUGAAGGCAUACUUGAUCCUACUGAUGUGACUGCUCAAUGGAGAGAAGGAAAUUCAAUUGUAGGAAGAACACAUUACAGCUUCAUCACUGGUCCAGCUGUAGUCCCAGGGUACUUCUCAGUUGAUGUGAAUAAUGUGGUACUCGUUUUAAAUGGAAGAGAAAAAGCAAAGGUCUUUUAUGCCACCCAGUGGUUACUUUAUGUACAAAAUUUAGUACAAACUCAAAAACUCCAGCAUGUUGCUGUUGUUUUGCUUGGAAAUGAACAUUGUAACAAUGAAUGGAUCAACCAAUUCCUCAAAAGAAAUGGAGGCUUUGUGGAGCUGCUUUUCAUCAUAUAUGACAGCCCCUGGAUUAAUGACAUGGAUGUUUUUCAGUGGCCUUUAGGAGUAGCAACGUACAGGAAUUUCCCUGUGGUGGAGGCAAGUUGGUCAAUGCUGUAUAAUGAAAGGCCCUACUUAUGUAAUUUCCUAGGAACUAUUUAUGAAAAUUCAUCCAGACAAGCACUCAUGAACAUUUUGAAACAAGGUGGAAUUGAUAAGCUCUGUUGGGUCUCAGUAAGAGAACAGUGGCAGCCUCAGGAAACAAAUGAAAGCCUUAAGAAUUAUCAAGAAGCUUUGCUCCAGAGCGACCUCACAUUGUGCCCAGUAGGAGUAAACACGGAAUGUUAUAGAAUAUAUGAGGCUUGCUCCUAUGGCUCCGUUCCUGUGGUGGAAGAUGUCAUGACAGCUGGCAGCUGUGGAAAUACAUCUGUUUCCCAGAAUGCUCCUCUGCAGUUACUCAAGUCCAUGGGCGCUCCCUUUAUCUUUAUUAAGAACUGGAAGGAACUUCCUGCUGUUCUAGAAAAAGAGAAAACUAUGACUUUACAAGAAAAAAUUCAAAGAAGAAAAAUGUUACUUCACUGGUAUCAACACUUCAAAACAGAGCUAAAAACAAAAUUUACUAAUAUUUUAGAAAGUUCAUUUUUAAUAAAUAAUAAAGGUUAACUAUUAAUUAUC
Myotis lucifugus (little brown bat) is the source of this 1446-nucleotide messenger RNA. It is a transcript of the gene RXYLT1, whose product is annotated as ribitol xylosyltransferase 1. Gene Ontology annotation, cellular component: Golgi apparatus. The transcript has 6 exons. The record is from RefSeq and is a predicted model, not a curated record. Gene Ontology annotation, biological process: protein O-linked glycosylation via mannose. Gene Ontology annotation, molecular function: ribitol beta-1,4-xylosyltransferase activity. Bases 376 to 1434 code for a protein of 352 amino acids. NCBI's taxonomy places the organism in Eukaryota, Metazoa, Chordata, Mammalia, Chiroptera, Vespertilionidae.